This is a messenger RNA of Drosophila takahashii, 1019 nucleotides long. RefSeq lists its product as uncharacterized. Lineage: Eukaryota; Metazoa; Arthropoda; Insecta; Diptera; Drosophilidae. The record is from RefSeq and is a predicted model, not a curated record.
UAAAGAAGUUGAGGUUGUGGCCGGCGAUCAAAGUCAAAUAUUUGGCUUGAAUGUUUACAAAUUGGGUCAGCUGGUCAUUUGGCCUGCCCCUGAGCCAAACAGCUCCUCUUCAAAAUGCCCCCGGCGACGAGUGUUUUCAACCCGUUUUCGAUGUGAAUUUCCCGAAAAAUAAAGACCGUGGAUCUCAGCUGUCGCUUCAUUAUGACGCUAAUUGCCAGGACACGAUGGCCGAAAAGGAUUAGCUACAUGUAAAGUGUACCGCAGAAACCAGGACAAGAACGAACAUGAAAAAGUAAGACCCAUAAACAGUUUAGUUCGACUUAAUCCGGUUAUAUAUCCAGAUUAGCGAACAGGAGUGCGACGAAGGAGUAGAGUAUUUUUUCUCGCUAUUCCCAAGAACUUUACGACACUUUUUAGGUAAUGAAUGGGACGACACUUUUUUUAAUCCACUGCCAGCCGCGAGCAGUAAAAAAAUUAGUGACAAAAAAAAACACGCUGCAUUCAGGUCAGAAAACCGAUUGACCUGCGGUACUUUGGGUCUCAUGAAUGGGCAGGUCGAAAAAAAGGAUUGCGUAUAAAAUAAACGAGCAGCACUGACGUAACCAGCAAACGCAAUCAGGCAAUCAUCGAGUCAAGAUGUGUCUCAUCCAGCAGAAUAAGGAAGUCAAGGAGAACUCCCAGGGGAAUCCUGCCCAGAAUUCGGGAGAAUCGCCACCAAAGUCACCCACUGCCGCAUAUGCAAUGUUCAUGCACCGCGAAGAGUUAAGGAGGAGAAAAAUCCAUGUAACCCGGGUAUCUACCACCAAAAUUCACUUGACCAGCGAGCUAAUCGCUCGAACUAAACAGAACAUCCGGGAAUGCAGCUUCGAGGAUUUGGAGAUUUUGGCCCGUGAGACGCUCUUCAAGAAGAAUCUGCAGAGACAUUUGUACUAUCGACGCAUGCAGAUCCAUCAAUAUAUGAUGAACAAGAAAAAACAGCAAGCUAAAGAGAAAAAGUGAAUGAAGAUAUAUAAAUUUAA